AUGGACAACAAACAGCGCCAAUAUGCGAGACUAGCAGCACAUUUGAAACAACUUCGUGAGAAUCUCGAUGAGACAACGGCUCAAGUGGAAAUCAUGGCAAACCAAAGCAAUAUGAUAACGAAACUGGGAGCCGUCCAAGCCAGCACUUUCAUCGGCAGUAACCGUGUAUUCGAAGAUGAAAUGUUAAAGAAAUGA
Messenger RNA from Kluyveromyces lactis, 195 nucleotides. RefSeq names its product Hsk3p (gene HSK3). The coding region runs from base 1 to 195 and encodes 64 amino acids. Gene Ontology annotation, biological process: attachment of spindle microtubules to kinetochore. Lineage: Eukaryota; Fungi; Ascomycota; Saccharomycetes; Saccharomycetales; Saccharomycetaceae. The record is from RefSeq and is a predicted model, not a curated record. The transcript has a single exon. Gene Ontology annotation, cellular component: DASH complex.